CUACCAUCACCACCAUCACUACCAUUGCCACCAUCACUACCAUCACUACCAUUGCCACCAUCACUACCAUCACUACCUCCGUCAUCAUUAUUAUCAUCCCCAUCAUCAUCUUUACCACUGUCAUCACCUUUAUCACCCCUACCUCCUCCACCCCUUCCGGCCCCGCCAUUACCAGUCCAGCCUGUGAGUAGUAAACCUCUGGAGGUUUCAGGUAGUCCGGUUCCUCCUCCAGCGAUGGGGAACAUGGGUGACUGCAGGAACCAGCAGGUUGUGCCCGGGUCGCCAGGAAGCAGAGCUCCAUUGUGUGUCAGUGACGACGGCGGUCUGAGCCCUGACCUCCCAGACGAAGAGGGCCCUCCCCGCCCUGAGAGCAUUGGCUUCAUGAUGAUCACCAGCAGCAGAGUGCAGGCUCUGUCCACCAAGGAGUACCAGGAGAUAUUGAGCAGCAGCAACGGCUCAGAGGUUCAGACCGUCAAGGUGGGGAACGACUCCACCGGCUUCCGGCAGAAGGAGCACUGCGGCACGGACCGUGAGCCGGUAAUCAUCAUAUUCGAUGAGCCCAUGGACAUCCAGUCAGCCUACAAGCGAAUGUCCACGAUCUUCGAGUGCGAGGAGGAGUUGGAACGGAUGCUGCGCCAGGAGAGCAUUGACGAAGACAUUGAGGAGGUUGAGGAGGCGGAGACAGAGAAGAAUGUACCUCAGGUAGAACGUAGCACCGACCUACGUCAGCCAAACAGGACGGAAUCCUGUGCAAGCGGUCGCGACCACGCACCUCCUGGGAUGGAGCAACAGAAGAGUGCGCCAGGCAGCCCGCUGCAAGAGCAGUCUAAAAUGGAGCCCCCGAAUGGCAGCAAACCAGAGACCAAAAAAAAGUUCAAAUUCAAGUUCCCCAAGAAUAAGCUGGCAGCCAUCAGCCAGGCGCUUCGCACUGGAACUAAGACAGGCAAGAAGACACUCCAGGUAGUGGCCUGUGAGGAUGAGGAGGAGGGGCGGGGGGAGGGGGAAGCACACACGAAAGCGAACAAGAAGUUUGACAGUAGCAGCAAACCGCGAACUGACUCCGGUCAAGACGUCGGGGUGAAGAACAGCCCAUCGCCAAGAACUCUGAACCGGUCCAAGUCCAAACGGCGGACAGAGGAGAUCUGUAAGAACGCCUGUGGGUCCAUAAACAAUCUAGAGGAGAACAUCCAAAAGCUGGAGAUAACCGUAGAUAACAUGAGCCCAGCGGAGUCCACGACAGAAUCCAGUGGACAGUCUCCGUCCGCGGUGAAACCCAAACGCGAGAGGGAGGGGAGUCCCUCGAAGAGGCCUGCCCCCCCCCAGGUGUCUAAGUCCCUGAAACCUCCUCAGAGUAAGAAGUCCAAACCACAGCUUCCGCAGAUCACCGGGCCGUCAACCACAGGCAGCUCCAAGAAACAGCUCACUGGGCCGUCCACCACAAGCAGCUCCAGGAAACAGGUUUCUCUCUAAGCCCCUUUUUGCCUAACGCUACACAGGGGGCUGGGUGCCUGUGAGGACCAUGCUGGUGUCGGUGUUCCUGGGAGACUUCCCUUCCCAUCCCUUGUAACCACUCUCUUACUGAAACAUUGUUAACCUGCUGUUCCAGGCACUGCUGGGGAUAUAACUGGGAUCCGCCUAUUAUUUGGAAAUGUCUGUUAGUCAGCUGACAUGAUUGUUGUCUCUGGGGAUCUUGGUCGCUACAAUGUGUUUUUGUCUCCUAAUUACUGACUUUGUCCGGGACCAAAUGAAUGGCUUUAAAAUGACUUACUUUUCUAUAUUGUGCUUGUAGUUCCAUUGUUCAUGCUCUGCUGUUAGAGUUGGGGCUGGUUGGUCAGAGGUUUCCAAACUUGGAAGAGUUGUGUCAUGCUUCUUUGUCCAUGUAUAUACAAAGGCUGUAUCAAAGGCAAUAUUAUCAUCUUACAUAUCUCCUCUACAUAAACACAUCAUAUGUGUUAUUAACCAUCAAUUACAAGGAUGCUAAUGUAUCUAAACUAAUAGUAAAAUAGCAUGUCUAAACAGUAAGUGAAACUCUAAAAAAACAAAAGAAUACGCCCUGGAGUUUGUGUUUCUACUUGUACCUAGUUUGGAAAACACAGGCCGAAUGUAAGCCACCCAGCCUCCCAUCACUAGUUAUGGGUCGGUUUGUGUCGUUUGAGCUCCUUGGCAUUUUCCAGUCCAGUUCCAGUAAAUUAUUUCUGUGUCCAUUUUUGUCUGUUGAAAUAUUCACAGAAUACGAGUGGC
Molecule: messenger RNA, 2241 nt
Organism: Esox lucius (northern pike)
Lineage: Eukaryota; Metazoa; Chordata; Actinopteri; Esociformes; Esocidae
Product: sickle tail protein-like
Exons: 1
Coding region: 235-1470 (411 amino acids)
Source: RefSeq, a predicted model, not a curated record